Medioppia subpectinata is the source of this 2273-nucleotide messenger RNA. Lineage: Eukaryota; Metazoa; Arthropoda; Arachnida; Sarcoptiformes; Oppiidae. The record is from the annotation of a GenBank genome assembly.
CCGCUAUACACCAGUUGUCGCAAAAGUUACGCUCAAACAUGCGGUCACUGUUGGAGAGUCAACGAAACAAACACGAAGACAACAGCGACACCACGUUUCUCAUCGACGAACUAUUGCCGCAAUUGUCGGCAAACACCGACCAAUUCAGACGCUCGGCCACCGAGAGUGGCGUUAGUGUCAGCAGAGAUCUGUCGACAAUACUCAAGAAUCUGAAAAAAUUAGAGCAAAGUUUUGAUGUACUGAAUCAAGUAUUGGAUCCAAGCCUUUCGACCACACAAUCGACGGCCACUCGAAGACAUCCGAACGCAUUCUUUGUGGUCGAUGCUUGUGUGUUGACCGUAAGCGACACUUGCGAUGUCGACCACUCAAAGGACACGAGUGGACCGCUGCUGACCAGUCGGCUCACCGGUAAGGGCUUUGAUGUGAUCGAGACAUCUAUUGUGGCCGACGAUGUGCUCAGGAUUCAGGGUAAACUGUGCGAGUGGUCCGAUAGAGCUCUCGGUGUGGAUUUAAUUGUAACAACCGGUGGCACCGGCUUUACAGCACGCGAUGUCACUCCAGAGGCAACCAAAGCCAUUGUGGACAGGGAUGCGCCCGGUAUUGCUCACGCCUUGACUAGCGGUUCGUUGAAAGUGACACCAAUGGCUAUGUUAUCGAGUAAUAUUUAUUGCGACCAUAGGUUAAGUGCGGGCAUAAGAAAGCGGACACUAAUAAUCAAUUUUCCCGGAAGUGCUAAAGCGUGCGACGAGUGUCUCGCUAUUGUGGAGCCGGUGUUGGCCCACGCCAUACACCAGUUGAGGGGCGACACCACAGCCACCGCUUCCGCUCAUAAACAACUACAGCAACCGCUUAGAAGCAAGGUUCAACUGCAAAGCGUUGGUCUGCGGCCCCGACACUCGCAGUACCCCAUGAUCUCGAUGGACACCGCUAUCAAUAAGAUUAUUGACGAGUGUGUGGCCUUCACUGACGUUGAAUACAUCGAUUUGGAUUGUUUGGAUCAGUUGAUGGGACGAUUGCUGGCCGACAGUAUUUGUGCCGCUGUGCCUUUGCCGCCAUUCCGGGCCUCUAUUAAAGAUGGCUAUGCAGUGGUGGCGGCGGACGGUUCCGGUGAUCGCAAAGUAUUGGCAAAAGCGGCCACAGCUGGCGGUCAGGUGCCGAUGGAGAGCAUUGAACUGACCAGUGGUUGCUGUAUGCGAGUCAGUACGGGUGCGCCACUGCCCGCCGGUUGUGAUGCCGUGGUUCAGGUCGAGGACACCAAAGUUGUCCAAUUGUCCGAAGUAUGGCAACAAGUUUUUAUUUAAGAGUAAAUUUAUUAGAUUUUGUUAUCUUCGCCACAGAGUGGAGAAGAAUUAGUGAUUUGUAUUGAGAAUGUGCCCAAAGUUGGUCAGGAUAUACGUCCCGUCGGUUGCGAUAUCCCAUUCGAUGGCAAACCAAUUGUGAGCCGAUUCACUCAAUUGGGACCAAUAGAGUUGGGUCUCUUGGCCUCUAUCGGUGUUCAUAAGCGGAUCCCAGUGUUUAGACGACCAGUGGUGGCCGUACUGUCCACAGGCGAUGAGAUCGGAAACGUAGGCCAAACUCUGGGCCCGUAUCAGGUGUGGGACUCUAAUCGGCCGAUUUUGAUGUCACUUUUGCGCCAAAACGGCGUCCAAUCCAUGGAUUUGGGAAUAGCUGUGGACGACGUGAACGACGUGUUCGGCCGUAUGAGACGCGGACUACUGACCGCCGAUGUGCUCAUCACAUCGGGUGGCGUAUCGAUGGGCGAACGGGAUCUGCUUAAGCACGUGAUGGAAGUGGACUUUGGCGCACAAAUACACUUCGGACGCGUAAAUGUAAAGCCCGGAAAACCGGUCACUUUUGCCACCGUUUCUAUCGAUGGUCGCAAAAAAUACAUUUUCGGUUUACCAGGCAAUCCUGUCAGCGCUUUUGUCACAUUCAACCUCUUUGUCAAACCAUUGCUCGACUGUCUGUCCAACAAAGACACUGUUAAUGAGUUGGUGGACAUCAAGACAUACCAGCGCUGCCAACGCGUGAAACUUGAAUGCGAUGAAAAGGUGUACCGUUUGGACGAUAGGCCAGAGUUCGCCCGCGCGGUCGUCUCGUUUGGUACGCCAGGAUUGGAGGCCGGAUUCCCGACGGCCCGACUCACUGGCAAUCAACGGAGUAGUCGCCUCUUGAGUGCCAAAGACGCCAAUGCUUUGGUAUUACUGCCACAAAAGUCCGAUUCAGUCGAUAAGAUUAGUUGCGGUGAUUUUGUGACCGCUUUUCUCAUCUGA